Debaryomyces tyrocola is the source of this 1917-nucleotide messenger RNA. The record is from the annotation of a GenBank genome assembly. Lineage: Eukaryota; Fungi; Ascomycota; Pichiomycetes; Serinales; Debaryomycetaceae.
AUGCAAAUUAAGGCCACGAAACCGGACAGAAAUCCUCGUGCGGUCAAACUAUCGUACGUAUUCAUAGACCUUCACCGAGAAAGCAUUUACUAACUGAAUAGUUGCAAAUCGUGUCGAGCAAAAAAGAUCAAGUGUGAUUUGCAAGUUCCUUGUGGUCAUUGCAUCAAACAUGACCGCUGCUGUGAACCUACAACUUCAGAUUUGAGAAGAAAAAACUAUUCGCAUACAUAUGUUAAGUCGCUAGAAUAUCGAGUAUCCAAACUAGAACACGUUUUAAAGAAAUUGCAGGAUUGUCCACUAGAGGAUCACUCUCCCAUAUUGAAUUCCCUUAAUCUUAGUGAUUUAGCAAGUAAUGACGAGAUAUACCCGACUUUAUCUGAAUAUAAUGAGACGUCGAGUUCAGUAGACCAGUCAAAUCUGACAGGUUAUGGCCCAUUAUCUGUUUAUUAUGAUAAAAUAAUCGAAACGGUAUCUGCUUCUUAUUCAGAAUAUUCAAAUUCUUUAAAUGACACGAUUAAGCUCAAGAAGAACCUGGGAGUAUGUGAGAAAAUAUCAACUUUUUUUAAAUGGCAGUAUACGGAUCACUUCACUUUUAUUCACAGAGACUCCUUUUUGACUGAAUUUUUCGAUGUUAAGUAUGACAAUAAUACAAAUUCGCAGACAUGUACCUAUUGCUCCAAAGAAUUAGUAUAUAGCAUAGUGGCUCUCAGUUCUAAAAUAUCAAGUGUCCAGCAAGUUGAGUCUGAAUCCUAUGAAUAUUAUAAUAAAGCAAGAAGAAUAGUAUUUGAUAAGCUAAAUGUACCUAAAAUAACAACAAUACAAACGUUAUUAUGCCUCGCAUUCUACGAUUUGGGCGAGGGGGACAAUUCUUCGGCUUGGCUUCUUAGUGGAAUAGCGUUUAGAAUGGGCAUUGAUAUAGGAUUUCAAUUGAAUCCACAAAAUUGGCAUAUUAAUAAUAAGGAUGUUUUGUCCGCUCAAGAUAUUGAAAUUAGGAAACGAAUAUACUGGGGCUGUUAUACUGCGGACCAUUUUAUAAGCUUGUUAUUGGGUAGACCAUGUCAGCUACGACUCUCAAUUUCAACUAUUCCGCAUUCCGAUAACCUACCUUUACCGAAGAAUAUUGAAAGUUUCGAAUUUUAUGAUCCAAGUUUUAGGUAUAAAGUUGCUUUACCGCUAAAAAAGAAUGUAAGUAUGUUAUCACUAUCAGCUCAUUAUUUUUAUAAAAUAUUCAUUGAUAAAAAAAGUGUUAAGAUAAAUGAACUACAUGAAUAUAAUCAUGAAAUAAUGAAAUGGAGGAGAGAAUUGCCAGAAACGUUAUCAUGGAAUCAAAAAAAUUUGAAGUCAGACAAGUACGAUCCGUGUGUUAUGGGGCUACGUUAUACUUAUUACAUCAUGUUGCUAUGCUUCAAUCGGCCAUUUCUUUCCUCUUCCAGAGAUUAUUCAAAUAAUUCACCAAUGCUGAUUUGUCACGAAACAAUCGACGACCUAUACAUUGUGAUACUGAAAUUUUUAAAAGAUUUUAAUUCUACGGAGAAGACUUCAUUAUUGAUUACUUAUGCUUCAAUUAUGUCCAUCAGUGUUAUCUUGAGUUCGCUUGAAAAUUCACCUAAUGAGGAAUUCGACAUAAAAUUGGACUUGUUUCCAAAGAUUUUGAAAUUUGGAAAUUGGAAGUUAUCCAGGAAGAGUUUUGAACUUAUUUCUCUUAAUAUGAACAACCCUGAUAAAGGAAAGGCUGAUAAUAAUAGAAAUGCUCAUUUAGAAUCAAAAGACUUUUCGACUCAUGACAUAAUACAAGUCAAUGGGCUGGAAGAUUUCUUUGGAGACUUUGCUAUACCAAGUUUAGAAAGCUUUAUCAAUUUUAAUGAAGACUUGUUUAAUAUAAACGAUACUUUAGGUUUUGCUGAUUUGUUCGACUAA